This is a messenger RNA of Aedes albopictus (Asian tiger mosquito), 7507 nucleotides long. RefSeq lists its product as uncharacterized. Lineage: Eukaryota; Metazoa; Arthropoda; Insecta; Diptera; Culicidae. Bases 1751 to 6358 code for a protein of 1535 amino acids. The record is from RefSeq and is a predicted model, not a curated record. The transcript is spliced from 9 exons.
UCGUCGUUGUCGUCAUCGUCGCGUUGUUGACCAGUACUCGAUAGGUACUCCGCCUGGUACUCGCAGGUGAGCUUUUCGGUCGCGUUUUGUCAGUCGCACGUUUCGCGUCGUUGUGGUUGCGUUGGUAACGUUCGAUAAAUAAACAGUCAGAGUGAGUGCGUGUUUUCGAUGGUUGAAUGUGUCAAAAAUUGCGCCGAUUUCGAAUUUCACAUUAGGUGGGUAGAAAGGUACAUGCAUAUAGCACAGUGCUUUGCAUACAAUCUAGACUUUCGAUCGAUACUGGAUACUUGGUCGUUCACUUUUGCUAAUUAGCAAAACAAAAAAGUUAUCGGUGCGCACUGCGGGGAACCUGCUGAUAGCGAUUGAUUGGUGAUUAGUGAGUGCUAGUGCUUUGGUGGGUUUUCGUGCGGUAACGAAGAAGCGAAACAUUCGCAAAAAAAAAAAACAACGUAAGCAAUGUCCUAAACACCACCCGGAGAAGACAAAAAGUGAAAGAGUGCUACGACGAAAAAAAAAAAAACAAACGAACAAUUAGUUACAAUCAAACGAAUAACGAACGAGAUAACGAGAGAGAUUACAACGACCUCGCGAAAAAGAUAUCAUUGUUGUGCGGUGGGUGACGACACGACGAUGACGAUGAAAGUGGGUGAAACGAAUGCUGUUGCAUAGCUCAGCUGUUAUCUGAAAAGUGAAUGUUUAAAGACUUAAGCCUCAAGUGGUGCUAAUGAAUCAAUGGAUUGCAGAUCGAUGAUUACAACUCAAACAUCGCAGGAAGGAACACACUAAAACGAAAUAAAAAAAAACCGCGAGCGAGCGAGCAGCGAGUGUGCUUCGAUCGAUUUGAUGAGGUGUGCUUUUGAUGCCUAUGUGCCCACAAUCAUCGACGUCCUACCUGUUUUCCAUCGUCCGUCCGUGUACCGUCGUCCGGUCGUCCGUACUCCGUACUCGCCGAUGUCGUGCACUAUUAUGGACGGUCGACUCCGACUAUGGCAUGAUGAUGAUGGUGAUGUUGAGGACCUGUUGUUGUAGCUCGCGGUCGUCGGUUGUAAGUCGUCGUUGUCGUCAUCCAUCGUCGUGUCCGUAGUCGGUGCGCGGAGGAUUGAUUGAAGUUUUGAAGUUGCUCCUGCGAGGUCGUCCCCGUCCGUCAGUUCCUCGAGAGCGUUCAUCACUGGUAGUGUGCGACGUCGGUGCUAUCAUAUAGGCUCGCGAGAUUUUCCUGUGAUCGGAACUCGUUUGAAUUAAAGUUUACAAGCGUCGGUUUUUUGUUCAGGAGAUCCAGUAGAACGAUGAUGUGAGCUGAGCGUGUAUUUCUGUGUUUGCAAUCUUGUUAAAACGGUCGAACGUGACGGAAUCCAGUAUGUUUCGGUUUGCUGAAAGUGAAGAAAUUCUAGGUCAAUGAAUUUCUCGGUUUUGAAUAAGAGUGAUAAAAUGUUUUGAAAGAGUUGUGAUUUUUUACACGAGAGCCCAGUUAAGCUUGGUAGCAAUACGAAAAAAGAGGGAAAAUGGAGCAGUCGUAGUAAGUGAACGUGAUAUUUUUAUCGUAUCGGGUGCCAUAUCUAGAUAAGGGUUUCCAGCGAGCAAUCAGUGAAUGUGCGGGGUCUUGGGGCGCCCAAACUCGUUCUGUGUAUGCCGAUAAGGCUCAACGAGAUUGGUAGAUGAAGAAUGUGAUUGAAAUCCCGGGCCGAAAAGAGUGAUAUCCAAGUGACGCGAAGAAUAAAUAAUCGUUUUGUGUUAAUCAAAGUUGCUGAAUAUGGAUCGCGACCAAUCGCGACCGACAUCAAACACAAUGGAUACCGACGACGUCGUCGCUGCUGAUAUGGGCAGGGACAUGGCUCAGAAUCAGCCACAGGAGCCGGACGACGAAUACGAGCUGGAGCUGGAGCGCCGGCUAGAUAUGGGCCGGCGUUCCUCUCAGGGUGGUGGCGACGAGGAAGAGGAAUACUACGACGACGACGAGAUAGACGGUGACUUCAAAGAGCAUUAUGAAUGUCGUUUCGAUGGCAGUUGGUCAGAUAACAACCUGAGUGAAAAGCAAAACUACGCCGAUCAAGAAAAAGAGAACGUUUCAAAUUACGACGAUCAUCAACAGUACCGAAGUCAGCAACAGUCACCGCAGCAGCAGCAGCCUUCACAGGUCAUCGACCCGUUCCUGGCCAUUCCCGAGCCGCCCGAGAAUCUCCAACUGCAGCAAUGUCCCAUUUGUUCGCGCAACUUUGUGCCAACGUCGCUGGCCAAGCACAUCGGCAUCUGCGAGCGGAUGCAGUCCAAGAAGCGUAAACCGUUCGAUUCGUCCCGACAGCGACGCGAGGGAACCGAACUGGCCUCGUACCUGCCAAAGAACUUCGGUCUGCCCCAGAAUCACCCGCAGACGCGAGUUUCACCACCAAAAACGACAAACCCCGUACGUAAACUGAGCACAAGCAAAACCCCAACACCGCAGCGCAAAGACUACGGAGACGGCGGCGGAAUGAACAACCUGAUGUCCACUUCGUUGACGCUAUCCAGCACCUCAACUCCAUCCGGAGCCGGUUCCGGCGCAGCAGCAGCAGCCAUGGCAAAUUCGUCGUCCACUACGCCACGGCCCACUCUGAAACGAAGUCUCUCGCAGCAGAACGAACCCUGCCCGUACUGUGAGCGAUGCUUCGGCUUCAAGGCGUACGAUCGGCACGUCGAGUGGUGCCGCGAAAAGGCCCUUCUCACCAAGAACGCCAACAACAGUCAGUCGAUAUCCGCCGCCAAAGAGAGGUUGCAGGCUCGCAUCCAGUACAAAGCGCCUCAAAUCAAGUCAAAGCGUGCCUUAAACCGGGAGAAGUACUCCGGCAGUCUUAGCUGUGGUGGCUCCACGAACAGUCUAGCGGAUUUGGAUCUCCCGCUGCCGAGGCACCGGAGUCAUCUGAACUCGAUGAGUUCCUCCAUUUCCAGUGAUAACAAAUCCGAUCACUCGGGAUCGUUGAAGAAAGUGUCGCCGCAUCAACAACAACAACUACAGCAUCUUCAGCAGUUUGAGCUGAUAGCCACGUCCAAGCAGCAACAAACCAACGAACGGAAAGGUCACACCAAAAAGCGUGAAAUCAGGGCCAAUCUGUUGGAGAACGAAAACUUUAUGCGCGGCAACAGCAACUGCGAUAGCAACAACAACAAUAACAACCACCACCAGCAUCACAGUCAGGGUAAUAAAAUUUUCAGCAAUAACCUGCUCAUUAGGCCCACGCAGGACGUCCGCCGGGAGAAGAAACAGGCGGUGACCGUGCAGAGGGUCGAUAAAUUGGAACUGAUCGGGCGUGGUGAUCAUCAACAGCAGAGGGUUCCACUGAAACGAGGCGCCACCAAGAUCGUAAAAUGCAACAAGAGCGGGUUUUCCCCGGAAAGGUAUGAUCCGUUCCUGUCUGCGAAGAGGCAGCUGGAAGAGUUGUUCUCACCAUCUUCCAGCUACAAUGCCUCGGCGUCUGCACGCCAACAGCAGCAGAACGGCAGUAGUAGUCGAUCGACAACUCCACUGACUCCGACAGCCAGCAGUAUGAGCAAAUCCGUAGUGACUCCGACGAGCAAGACUUCCCCGGUUAACAACUCGAACUUCAGACGAGCCUCAUCCCUUCGAAUGCCCCGGAAGGUGUCACGACCAAUGUACAUAGAGAAAGCCAAAUCCAACAUCCAAAAGGGUAUCACAGACGACGGGCCGGUUUCACCGAACUUCCUGAAGUCCUCCGAGUAUGACGAAAUUCCGAUCAAAUCGGCCUUCAAUGCGCUCCAAAUGGCGGAGAAGCCAAAAAUGCGCGACUCCAACACGGUGAGAAAGAAUCUCAAACUGGACAUCAAAGAUCCGAACAUGCCGGCCAUGGACGUUCCGCUGUCGAAGACGGAUUCUUUGGCCGUAUUUUUGAAAUACGAACACGAGCUGAAUCUGGCGGCGAUGAGCGAAAAAGACAUGAAAGACAAGAGCAACAGCUUGAGUAAACGGUCUUUGUCGCUAGGCGGACACGAAAGAAAGGAGUCGAUGCUCUACGGAGGAGUAACUGGCAACGGUAUGAAGCCUGACCAAUCGCCUCAAGACGAAAAAGACAAAGCGGACAAGAUCCUUCAAGACAUCCAACCAUUCAAAAAGCUUCAGCAAAAGCUUAUUCCGAUUAAGUUAGAACCUAUUAACAUAACCUACAGUAACAAUAGCAACGCUCAGAAGACUAAUAAUAUUGGCAACACUGGUACCAAGCCCAGUGUUAACACUAACACUAAAACCAGUAACAAUGUCACCAGUACCAAUACUACUAGCUCCAGCAAACCAACCGUAAUAUCACUUGAUGCUAUCCUUGGGAAGAAACCAAAACCGCCUGCUCCGCCUCAGCUGGAAGAAAAAGAGAACCGCAAAGAUCCGAACUAUAUCGAUCCGAAGCUGAUCAACAAAUGCGACAACCUUCCCAUUAUCGCUGCUACCAAACUAUCGCCUUCCGAAUCGGAACGAAGUACGAAAACGAUCGAAAUUUCCAAGAAACCGACAGAUUCGAACCGAUUAGCAGAAUCUUCCAACAGUUCACCGGAGAAGUCCGGUGGCGGUGACGGCGGAGGGCCAAAGCCAUUGCCGAAUAACCUUACCGACGAGAGUAGUACAAAAGACGAUUCUUACGACAAACGACCGGGUUUGAUCCGACAGAAUGGUACCGGUAGCUGUACUAGCAGCAGCAAUGGUAGCAGAGAUAGCAGUCGCGAAGAAAGCCCCGUCGAGCAACAGCUGAACAGGCCUUCGUUGCAACACCAAAGCCGUCUAGAAGAUAUCAAACCUUCGACGCCAGAUUCUGGACUGGAACGGACCACACCAAAGCCAUCUACUCCGAUUCCAGUCCAGCAGAAGCCCGAAAGACCGCCGCUACCUUCGUUUGACGACUUUGACUUUGACGAAUUCAUUUCAUCCUUCGAAGACGAAAGACGAUCCUUCAGAAAUGCCCUCUAUUCUCGUAAUACCAACCCUAACUUCAACUCCAGUAGUAAUAGUACCAAUUUUGUUCAGCAUACGAGCAACCGUAGUCUGUUGGAUAACAACAGUGUGAAGAGUGUUACUAGUUUGAACGGUAGCGUUAGUAGUACUAGUAGUCCUAGUCAUUUCAACCAUCCCAAUAGUUCCCACUACAACAGCCCUCUCAAUACCAAUGGUAGAUCUGAAGAAAAACAGACGUCGACGACUCUCCAUCCACAACAACAAAAGGAACCACCGCAGGUGCCACGACGGCGCCACAUCGGAGAACCUGCGCAUGCCCCGUCACACAGCACGGUCCGGAAUCUUCCCAGCCUACACGGCAAUAGCGUAGCGAAACCAUCAGAACCACCAACUCCGGAUAUCAUGUCACCAAAGGCCUUCGGUUCCCCUAACGAUUACAUCAACAACAACAGCAAAAAUAUAGGCUCGCUUACACGGGACUCCCCAUCGGCAUCCCGCCUUGGCAGUGGUAAUUCUUAUAACCUUCACCAUCAGCCAUACCAACAACACCAACAACAGCAGCAGCCCUCAACACCGAACAACAACUACAACACGAUUUCAUCACACAUCGUUCCACAGCCAUACACAGCCGGCCCCGGUUCGCCACUGCUAGACUACCGCGACCGGCACGGCAGCAAUAGUCGGCACCAGUCUCCACUGUUGUCGUCACCGUCGCCGUCGCCAGCUGCAUCCACCACCACUACCAAUGGCAACAGCAUCAGCAACGCCGGUAUUGGUGGACCUGCAGCCGGGGGCAAUAGUGGCAACGGCGGCAGUGGCGGAAGUAUCAGUUUCGAUGAUCUCUCUCCGACAGAGCGAGACCUGAUGAAGAGCGUCCAGGAGCUGGACCGGAUGUGCGAAUCGUCCUCGUCGAUGUAUCCGGCCGACUCGGACGAGAUGUCCAGCGUCGAGGGCUACCCGUUGAGUAAUUCUUCGCGGGGCGAUGGCCGCAGCUACCGAGGACCUUCGGCCGAGGGAUCGAAGUUUAGCGCUGAUUCGGCCUAUGGCAGCAGCUUGUCCCGCCAGUCUCCUCCGGAGCAGCAUCACAACAGCACGAUCCGCCGUGCGUACGGCCAUCACCGAGGUGGCAGCAAGUCCACAGCCGCCGCCAACAGCAACAACAACAGCAACGCCACUAGUCAACAGGAUCCGUUCGACAACUCGAGCGGUUCCGAAUCCUCCCUGCCACCAAUAACGGCCACGUUGAAAACGCAAAAGGCCGAACUGCAUGCCAGUGGCAGGGCGGUAGGAGGAGCUCCGCUGAAAAAUGCCACUCUGCAGCAGCAGCAACAGCAAAUGUCCAAAUUCUGCCACGAGUGUGGCUCUCGGUUCAUGAUCGAUACGGCCAAAUUCUGCAUGGAGUGUGGCAUCCGGAGGAUAAUGAUAGACUAAACUAUGUCAGUUUUUGUUUUAUUAUAUGCAGUUUUCUUUAAGACAAGUUUGUAGGAAAGCACACCGUCUCUAUAUUAGUUCGUUGAUUUGAGCAGAAGACAUUGUUAGGAUUGUGAGAGAAAUAACGAAGAAAAUUCUAGUGGCAUAACUUUUCCCUGAUUAACAUUCGUAAUCCUAUGUUUUGUAUUUUUAAUACAUAAUUGUUAAAAAAAACUCACUUUUUACGUUUGUUUCUUUUUUGAGUUACCAUUCGAUGAGCCCGAAUCAUGUAAAGCUAACAAAUGAUCAACCACUUUAGAACGAACAAAAUAAAUAGAUACACACAUUAAUUAACAAAGACUGAAUCUGCAAGUGUUUAGCAAAUAAAACCCUUGAACCAAUUGCACCAUCUUUCUCGAUCCAAGUAAGAUUACGUUUUUAUCUCUAUCCCAAAUUAGUAUGUACUAGAUAUGUACAAGGAAAGCAUGUUUUUCAUGCUGCGUGGUCAACUAGGAAAUGGACGGCCCAAUAUGGACCUAAAGUAGGAAACAAUGCGGUUGAUAACCAGUAAAUGAUAGAACUCAAUCGUUCGUAGGCGUUUCAAUUCUCAAAAAUGACUAUUGAGUAAAACCGAUGACUAAUUCUGAAGCAUGCCUUUCAAUGUACCUAUCGAAACAUAUUUUCAAGAAAAUGCACCGCAGCACCACACUUUGCUUUAGUCACUUCAAUAGGAGUUACAAACACAAUUCAGUUUAUUGCAGAUAUUAUUCAUAAAGUUUGCGAAAACUUCCCGUACCCAAAUAAAAGGAAAUAUAAAUAAAAAGUUCGAACAAAGUGUAUGAGCAUUGCUUCCCUUACAGUAACGUAAAAACAACUAUUUAUAUAAUUAGGAUAUUUAUGCACACGACAAAGUGUUGAAAAACGAUCAAAACGACAGUUGCACUGUGUAAAGAAUCGAAAAGUCGGAGGAAGUUUACGCUUGUUUAUUUUUUUUUUGUUUGGAUUUAUAACGAUUACUAUCGAAAGAAUACCGUAAUUGGGACCCCCGAAAAUUGUAGUAGGAUACACACUUGUGCAGUAACGUUAGUUAUGGAAGUCCAGUGUUUAACAAUGCAUUUUAACAAACAUAACAAAAGCCAAUACAUAAACGGAUGAUAUGAUGUACAGUUA